Molecule: messenger RNA, 339 nt
Organism: Porites evermanni
Lineage: Eukaryota; Metazoa; Cnidaria; Anthozoa; Scleractinia; Poritidae
Source: the annotation of a GenBank genome assembly
UUUUCUGACAGAACCACUUGGGCAAAAGUUUAUGGCACCAAAUAUAGCAGGGGCUAUGCCAUCAUUGUUGACAUUCGGCAUGGAAUUCCAAGUUUUGGAGAAAUAAAGGAAGUCCUCAUUUUAGAUGGAAGUGAAGUCCUGUUGCAAUAUACAGCCUUGAGUGUCCUUGAAUACGUCACUCAUUUAAACGCCUACAAGGUUACACCAGGAAAUAAAGUGUCCUACAUAAAGCAAGCUGAACUUGUUGAUUUCCAUCCCCUUGGGAAGUGUAGAGGUUUUGGUUGCUAUGCCAGUAAUUUCUUUGUGGUCCUAAAAUACAGAAUUGACUGUUUGCAAUAA